Messenger RNA from Effrenium voratum, 778 nucleotides. NCBI's taxonomy places the organism in Eukaryota, Dinophyceae, Suessiales, Symbiodiniaceae. The record is from the annotation of a GenBank genome assembly.
GUAGUUGUUCACUUGUGCGAGGAUUUCGCAGCCAUGCCGCGAAAAGUGGACGUGGAGGACUUGUCGCUGCGUCAGAUCAGCGACGAGCUGCUCCCAAGGGAUGCAGCGCAAAUCCAAGCAGUGGCAGCCGAAGCGCUCUCAAGAGGCGAGCGAGCUCUUCAUAUCACGGAGGACUUCGCACGAGAGCACUACAAAGACGAAGCCGCGCUUGCGCAGCUCUACGAGGUCGUGGACCGCCUUCGAAUCGCCGCCAAGGAUGUCCAAAACUACGUCGACAGAUCAUUGCUGUUGACCCAUGGUUUUGUGCCCAUCAUCGAGAGCACCUACCCGUGUCACGGGGGCAACCAAGCGGUGUCGUUGGCCCACAGCCUGCAUUUGUCACUUGGACGUGUGAAGGAGUCAGUUGGGGGUGGAGGUCCGACCUCUGGCCACUUGCCACCGACGCCAGGAGCUGCCGACCUGCUGGCCGACACAGAGCGGACAAUCGGGUCGGUGACAGGGAACGCACCCGACGGCCUGCAGCCCAUGCUGGAGGAGAAGGACGAGCAAGACGAGGAGAAUGUGCUCAUGUCCAUGGCUCCGGCGGCCCCGGUGGCCCCCUGUUUAGCCUCAGUCAGGCACGAAAAGCGGCGAUUCUCGCGCUUCUUGUGAGCAUUGCGCACGUUAACGAAGAUUCCAUCGGAAAAGACGGCCGACUUGCCAAGCCGUGCAGCUUUCAGAAGACGCACACGUUAGAUCUCAAGUCUGACACACAGACCGAGGGAUCAUACCAGCAUGC